This is a messenger RNA of Oldenlandia corymbosa var. corymbosa, 4340 nucleotides long. The record is from the annotation of a GenBank genome assembly. NCBI's taxonomy places the organism in Eukaryota, Viridiplantae, Streptophyta, Magnoliopsida, Gentianales, Rubiaceae.
AUGGAGGGAAGAGCUCAGAAAAAGAUUCCAGAGCCAGGGCCAGGAAUUGGUGAUGGGGUUCUGGUGUUUGCAGUGAAUGGACUGAAGUUUGAGGUUCCCAGUAUUGAUCCUUCUACUACUUUGCUUGAGUUCUUGCGGUGUCAGACUCCUUUCAAAAGUGUCAAGCUUGGGUGUGGUGAAGGUGGUUGUGGUGCAUGUGUGGUUAUGGUGUCAAAGUAUGAUCCAGUUCUUGACCAAGUCGAAGAAUAUAGUGUGAGUUCAUGUCUAACCCUUCUUUGCAGUCUAAAUGGUUGUUCAAUUACUACUAGUGAAGGCCUCGGAAAUAGUAAAGAUGGUUUCCAUCCAAUUCAUCAAAGAUUUGCAGGAUUCCAUGCUUCACAAUGUGGCUUUUGCACACCAGGAAUGUGCAUGUCAUUUUUUUCAGCACUCACAAAUGCCAAAAAGUUGCUGAGACCUGAACCUCCAGUAGGAUUUUCCAAGCUUACCAUUUCUGAAGCAGAAACGGCUGUGGUUGGAAAUCUUUGUCGUUGUACUGGAUAUCGACCCGUAGCUGAUGCCUGCAAAAGUUUUGCUUCAAAUGUUGAUUUGGAGGACUUAGGACUCAAUGUUUUCUGGAGAACCGGGGAGCCAAAGGAAGUUAUGUUAAGUAAAUUACCAUCGUAUGAUCCAAGUCUAACUGUCAACGAAUAUCCUGACUUUUUGAAAGACAGGUUAAAAUUAGCUGUGAAACUGGACUCCAACAAUUAUUCAUGGCAUAGUCCUACUAGUCUUGCAGAGCUCAGAAGCUUUUUGAAUACCAACCUUGUUGAUGAUGGUUCAUCGAUUAAGCUACUUGUUGGUAACACAGGAAUAGGUUAUUACAAGGACCUUCAGCACUAUGACAAGUACAUUGAUCUGAGACAUAUUCCUGAACUUUCAAUUAUAAGAAGAAACCAUGGAGGGAUUGAAAUUGGAGCUGCUGUCACAAUCGCGAGACUUAUUUCAUACCUUAAAGAUGAUAAUGCAAAUUUUCCCUCCAACUGUACACUGGUAUUCAGAAAAAUUGCUGACCAUAUGGAGAAAAUUGCGUCGGGGUUUGUAAGAAACUCAGCUAGUAUUGGUGGGAAUUUGGUGAUGGCACAAAGGAAAAAUUUUCCUUCAGAUAUAGCUACUCUACUUCUUGCAGUAGAUUCUACUGUUAGUAUAGCUACAUGUGACAGGCAUGAAGUUGUUACAUUGGAAGACUUGUUGGCAAGGGCACCCAUUGGCUCAAGAAGUGUCCUUCUCGGUGUACAAGUUCCGUUUCCGGAUCCAAAAAGAAAGGAAAUCAUCCAUGCAUCUGAUUCCAAAUUGUACUUUGAGACCUUCCGUGCUGCCCCCAGACCUCUGGGAAAUGCGUUGCCUUAUCUGAAUGCUGCUUUCUUUGCCGAUGCGUCUCCUCACGUAAAUGGUGUAAUUAUGAAUGAUAUCAAGUUGGCUUAUGGUGCUUUUGGUACUAAACAUGCAACCAGAGCAAGAAAAGUUGAGGAAUAUCUUUCAGGAAAAUUACUUACUAUUAAUGUUUUAUAUGAAGCCAUAAAAUUAGUCAAAACAGAGAUAAUACCCGAAUCUGGCAGUUCACAUGCUGCUUACCGGAUAAGUGUGGCUGUCAGUUUCCUCUUUCAGUUUCUUUCCCCGUUUCUCGAUGCUGGUUCUCCUGUUUCGGAUGGUUUAUCUAAUGGAAUCACAGGCAGUGUAUUAAACUCUUGUUUGGAAAACAAUGGUGAAUUUUCCAAUGGUCGAAUGGAAAAUUUAUCAUUAUUAUCACCUGCAAAGCAAAAAGUGAAAUCAGUUAGAGACUACCACCCAGUGGGAGAACCAAUAGUGAAGACUGCUGCUGCCAUCCAAUCUUCAGGGGAAGCUGUAUAUGUUGAUGACAUUCCGUCGCCUACGAACUGCCUACAUGGAGCAUUUAUAUAUAGUACAAAACCAUUGGCAAGGGUCAAAAGUGUAGAUUUCAAGUCAGACUCUCAACAGCAUGGAGUUACCGCUGUUAUUUCUUAUACAGAUAUUCCAGAAGUAGGGGAAAAUGUUGGGUCCAAAACCAUUUUUGGUUUUGAACCUCUAUUUGCUGAUGACCUCACCAGGUGUGCUGGUGAACGAAUUGCAUUUGUGGUGGCAGAAACACAAAAGUCAGCAGACAUUGUAGCAAGCUCAGCUGUGGUGACUUAUGACACUGAGAAUCUAGAUCCACCAAUUUUGUCUGUCGAAGAAGCGGUUGAGAGAUCAAGUUUUUUUGACGUUCCUCCUUUCUUGUAUCCGAAGCAUAUCGGUGACUUCUCGAAAGGAAUGGCUGAAGCUGAUCAUAAGAUUACUUCUGGUGAGGUCAGAAUUGGGUCCCAAUACUAUUUCUACAUGGAGACGCAAACUGCUCUGGCAGUUCCUGAUGAAGACAAUUGCAUGGUGGUUUAUAGUUCAAUCCAGUGUCCAGAAUAUCUUCACAGUGUAAUAGCAAAAUGUCUCGGCAUUCCUGAGCAUAAUGUACGUGUGGUUACUAGAAGGGUUGGUGGAGGCUUUGGGGGCAAGGCAAUAAGAGCAAUGCCUGUUGCUACAGCAUGUGCACUUGCAGCGCACAAAUUACGGCGUCCUGUCAGGAUAUAUCUCAACCGCAAGACUGACAUGAUAAUUACUGGCGGAAGACAUCCGAUGAAAAUAACUUACAGUGUUGGAUUCAAAACGAAUGGAAAAGUUACUGCACUACACCUUGAUAUAUUAAUUGAUGCCGGGGUCUUUGUGGAUAUAAGCCCAGUGAUGCCUUUGAACAUAAGUAAUCCCCUUAAAAAAUACAACUGGGGAGCUUUGUCUUUUGAUUUCAAAGUCUGUAAGACAAAUCAUUCAUCCAAAUCAGCUAUGCGAGCUCCCGGAGAGGUGCAAGGAUCCUUUAUAGCUGAAGCUAUAAUAGAACAUGUUGCUUCAGCACUUUCAAUGGAGGUUGAUGCUGUCAGGAAUGUUAAUCUUCACACAUUUGAAACCCUGGGUGUUUUCUAUGGGGGAGCUGCAGGUGAAGCACCAGAAUAUACUUUACCUGACAUAUGGGAUAAAUUGGGUCUAUCUUCAUCUUUAACACAACGAAUGGAAGUGAUAGAGCAGUUCAAUAGGGGUAGCACCUGGCGGAAAAGAGGCAUCUCAAGGGUUCCCAUUGUGCACGGAGUGAUGGUGAGACCAACUCCAGGAAAAGUUAGCAUUCUUUCAGAUGGGUCUAUUGUAGUAGAAGUUGGAGGAGUGGAGUUGGGGCAGGGGCUGUGGACUAAGGUGAAACAGAUGACUGCAUAUGCUCUCAGUUCAAUUGGAUGUGAUGGAACUGAAAACCUUGUGGAAAGAGUACGAGUAAUACAAUCAGACACCUUGAGCUUAGUGCAAGGUGGUUUUACGGCUGGCAGCACAACAUCCGAAUCUAGCUGUGAAGCUGUCAGAUUAUGCUGCAACACUUUAGUUGAAAGAUUGUGCCCACUUAAAAGUAAGUUGCAGGAGCAAAAGGGUUCUGUUCAUUGGGAUUUCCUCAUACUUCAGGCUCAUUCUCAAGCGGUAAACAUGGCAGCACACUCGUACUUUGUGCCCGCAUCUGAUUCCAUGGAGUAUCUAAACUAUGGUGCUGCUGUCAGCGAGGUUGAGAUAAAUGUUCUUACAGGAGAAACUAGCAUUCUAAGAACAGAUAUCAUCUAUGAUUGUGGGCAGAGCAUGAACCCUGCAGUUGAUUUGGGACAGAUUGAAGGAGCUUUUGUCCAAGGAAUUGGGUUCUUCAUGCUCGAAGAGUACCUUGUCAAUAAAGAUGGAUUGAUGAUUUCGGACAGCACAUGGACAUACAAGAUCCCAACUAUCGAUACCAUACCAAAGCAGUUCAAUGUUGAGGUGCUCAGUAGUGGACAUCACAAGAAACGUGUCCUUUCAUCUAAAGCCUCCGGCGAACCGCCAUUGCUUCUGGCAGCAUCGGUGCAUUGUGCAACAAGGGCAGCGAUUAAGGAAGCCAGGAAACAGCUAAAAUCAUGGGGAAAGCUUGAUGGGACGGAUUUAACAUUCCAGUUGGAUGUCCCGGCUAUUCUGCCCGUGGUGAAGAACCUCUGUGGCUUAGAUUGCGUCGAGAGGUACCUGGAAGGUUUGCUUACUGAUUCGUGAAGCCCUCAUUAAUGAACCCUGAAGCUGCGAAUCUCACGAAUUUCGGGCAUAGAAGUGAUGGCCGAUAAUUGGUGAGCUAAUCAAAGAGAAUGCAUGUAUAUUAUGUAAUUGAAGAUUGAAGUUGAAAGCAUGGCUCCAUCAUGAUGUAAUUAGUGUAUCCUAUCAGCGCUAUGUAAUAAUAUAGCAAUAUGCCUCCUUUACUUGUACCC